AAUAUUUUAUAACAAGUGGAAUGGCCUCGCAAAAUUGUAAUAAAAUUAUGGCAGAAUAUUUAUCUGGAAAUUGGCAGAAAUUCUUUAAAAUCUGGAAUUCAUCAUUUCCAUUAGACUUGAAAGAAUCCAUUGAAUAUAAAAUAAUGACAUUAAAAUUGAGAGUUCAUUAUGCUAUUUUACCAAUACGCAUUGUUCAACUGCAUCAGAAUAUCAAUUGUGUUUCCAAUUGCUCAAGUAAAGUGUCCCAAAUUUUGGAGAAUUUUGUUGAUAAAUAUAUAACAAUUAGCAAUGAAAAGGAGUUUGAUGAUGAACAAGAUAACAUAGCAGUUGAUAAUAUGAAGCAAUUGGAAUAUUUUAUAAAAUCUAUCGAUGGACAAAAAUUGAUAAUGGAAUUGAAAGAUAGCUCAUUUAUGACACUCUUUACUUUACCAAAUAUUGUUAAUCCAGAAGAAGAUGAAUCUAUGAGUCAUAUAUUUAGCAUUGAUUGGCUCGAACAACUAACUAUAGAAAUAGAAAAAUUUGUACAGGCAUUUUUUCAGAACGAGAGUCUUUUAUACAAACAACAAUUACAAGUCUUUCGCCAUCUUUUAUCUACAAAUGUAAAUAAAUGUAGAGAUGUACCUGUAAUAAGAACUCUGCCAUUAACGAGUAAUAAUUUUUCUGAUAAUGCGAUUAAACACGUAAAUAAAUUUACUAAAUGUAAGAGCAAGUCAAUAUCGAAAGAUCAAAUUAUUUAUUCAGCUAUUAAAAAUAAUCAAAUAGAAGAUUGGGCUGUACAUUACGCCAAUAGAACUGAAGAUGACAAUUUAAGUACAAACAAGAGUACCCAAACACUUAUAAGCGCUAUUGAAACUGACAGUGCAUUAAUGAGUGAACCAUGUCAUAUAUCAAAUGUAGUAACUUCUAGUAUUGUCACUGCUGACAAACCCUCCAUAAAUAAUGAUGAGCUUAAUAUAAUAAAAUUGCGUUUGUUCAAUCUUCACAAGCACUAUCAAAAAUUAAAAUUUCAUUUUUACAAACUUCACGAGGAUUAUUUGAAAAUAAAUGAGAUUGCUGAAAUUCUGACUGUUUCUUUAGAAAAUUCUGUGCAAGGUCAACCCGUUCAUUUAGAUAUGAUUUUACAAGCUUGUUUGAAAAUAUUUCCUAAUAGAGUCAAUAGAAAUACACAUUCUAAUUCAGAGGUAUAUACUGACAACAAAAAUAUUCUAAAUAAUAUUUCACUAUUUCCUAAAUUAUUGGACUAUAAGAAAAUAAAACUCCAUUUAAAAUUUGGUGACAUUAAAAUUAAAUUACUAUUACUGCAAGCAUUACGUCAAAAGCUUACGUUAAAUCAACCGAAGCAACGAGAUGAUAUUAUUCAUGAAUAUACUAAUAAGGAUUUAUUAGAAUUACAAGAAAAUUCAACAACUUCUAUAAAUAUUAUGCAGCAAACAACUUCGCGAUUUUUAAAUACUUUAGCAUCAUUGAGUUGUGGUAGAAUUUACUUAUCCUCUAAUCCAAUAGCAUUAAACACUAUUAUUGUAUAUUUAGAUAAUUGUAGUAAUAUGGCGAAUGAUCCCAUUACCCUUGAUAUGCUUUUAGCUACUCUUCAAAAAAUGUCUUUACGAAAACAGGAGAGAAAUUAUAUGAUUGAAGUCAAUUUGGUUGAGUGGUUAAUCUAUCAUUUAAAUACUGAAAAUUUCAAAGUGAGAGCCUAUAGAUUAGAAUAUUCCUGUGCUUUAUUAAUGAAUCUUUCUCUGCAUAGCUCUGCACGGUCUAGAGCAUCAUUAAUUGCAUCAUUAUUAGUUUCAACAAUGAUAACCUUAUUAUCGACAGAUUGUGUAUCAAUAUUGCCAUAUAUAAACGGUGCAUUACAAAAUUUUUUAUUAAAUAAUGAAAUAAAUAAGGAGGCUAAAAAAUUACAUCUUACAGAAAUUUUGGAAUAUUAUUGUAUGGAAAGUGAUGAAGAAUUAAGAAGAAAUAUUUUACAUACUUUAAAAAUCCAUAAGAGGGAAUGUAAUGAAAGCUUAUCAGAUGACGACGAAUUUCCAGAUGAAGAUGAUGAUAUAUUUAAUGUUUUAGAAAAAGAACUAGAUGAAAAUGAUCCUCUUGAAGUUCCUGUAGGAGAAUUGCAGGGAGAAAAUUUAUUGGAUACAUGUUAUUCUAUUCCAACUUUUAUUUUACAGCCAAAAGAUCACUCUACUAAAAAGAUAUUAAACAUAUCUACUAAACCUAUAGUUAAUUAUUUAUCUAAACAGAGUAGGAAGGUAGAAUUAAAUGUCUCAAAGAUUAUUGAUCCAAGUAGAACUCAAUUCAAUGAUUGUAAAACAGAAACUACGAAAAACAGUACUACAGAAGAAUUUAAUUCUUUCAACAAGUCAAUGGGUAUUAGUAAAGGCGGAAUAAAAUUUCAAGACAAUGAAGAAGCUGUUUUUUUAGCAAAACCAAAAAUAAUGCGCACUCCUCCAUCUUCUGGCCGAAAGGAAAUAAAUUGAGAAAAUAAAUUAAAAAAUUUAACGUUAAAUUUCUUUUUCAUAAAUAAUAUAUGCACUCUUUGUCAAUUAAAAUAUUUUUAUUAACAAAAUCAAUACAAACACAACUGCCUAGAAAAUAUAGCUAGAUAGGCAUUAUAUUACGAAUACAUUUUAAUAAAUAUUCACAAAUUUAAGCACAGCAUGUAUCGAUAA
Messenger RNA from Ceratosolen solmsi marchali, 2666 nucleotides. RefSeq names its product lisH domain-containing protein ARMC9. The transcript has 16 exons. Gene Ontology annotation, cellular component: ciliary basal body; centriole; ciliary tip. The record is from RefSeq and is a predicted model, not a curated record. Bases 21 to 2474 code for a protein of 817 amino acids. NCBI's taxonomy places the organism in Eukaryota, Metazoa, Arthropoda, Insecta, Hymenoptera, Agaonidae. Gene Ontology annotation, biological process: cilium assembly.